AUGAAGUGGACAAUGGGUGUCGUCGUGGUAUUGGCUGCGUUUGACUUGCUCAGCAAAACCCGAGCGGAGAACGAACAGGCGGCAGAUAAUGCAAAUAUUUUCCAACGCACCUUUAGAAGGCUCCAUCAGGAGCCGCAACUACCAGAACCUGCAUCACAAAAUCGCGUCAGCGCACAGUAUUUAUGGAUUGAACAAAAAUUGGAUCAUUUUAAUGAGACAGACACGCGCACAUGGCAAAUGCGCUACGUAUCUAAUGAUGAAUUCUACCAAGAAGGUGCUCCGCUUUUCAUAUUUGUUGGCGGUGAAACGGAGAGUACACCCGCCCUUGUGACCGCUGGACAUUUGUACGAUCUAGCCAAGGAGCAUAAUGGUCACCUUUUCCGCACCGAACAUCGUUACUACGGUCAAAGUCGCCCGACAAACAACUUGGACAACGAAAAUAUCAAAUAUUUACAUGUGCGUCAAGCUAUAGCGGAUUUGGCCCACUUUAUUGGGGAGAUGCGUGCCACAAUAGCAGGCGCCACUGAAUCGAAGGUUAUACUCGCUGGUGGUUCCUAUUCAGCCACACUCGCGACAUGGUUCAAGAAACUGUAUCCUGAAUUGGUAACUGGUGUUUGGUCAUCGAGUGCGCCACUCCUUGCAAAGGUCAAUUUUGUGGUUUCGNACGGUUGGUAUCAGACUUCCGGCUCCAGAAAUCAGCCAUUUGGCACUAAAUUCCCUGUGACGCUUUAUACACAAAUGUGUCAGGACAUCUAUGGCGAGCAGUUUACCAACGAGUUCAUAAACAGCCAGGUAGCUGCCACCAAUGAAUUAUUCGGUGGCCUUGAACCAAAUGUGGAGAAUGUCUACUUUACACAUGGUCAAUUGGAUCCGUGGCGUGCGAUGGGCAUACAGGAUGAAGAGCAGGCGACGAUUCUACCGCUCUAUGCCCACUGCAAGGACUUUGGCUCG
Molecule: messenger RNA, 951 nt
Organism: Rhagoletis zephyria (snowberry fruit fly)
Lineage: Eukaryota; Metazoa; Arthropoda; Insecta; Diptera; Tephritidae
Product: putative serine protease K12H4.7
Biological process (GO): proteolysis
Molecular function (GO): dipeptidyl-peptidase activity; serine-type exopeptidase activity
Source: RefSeq, a predicted model, not a curated record